GCCAACUCUUCAAGUGAUGAUCACAGACCCCCAAGAGGUGGCUGGAAUGCUGUCAUCUUUCUCAUAUUUGUGGAGAUGGCAGGGAGAUUUGCGUUCUAUGGCUUAACUGGAAACUUGAUAAGUUUCCUCACCGAUGUUUUGGAAGAGACAACAUCGUCAGCUGCUAAGAUCGUCAACACUUGGGCUGGUGUCUCCUUCAUGUUUCCUCUGCUUGGAGCUUUCAUAGCUGAUUCCUACCUUGGUCGUUCCAAGGCCAUCAUCUUCUCUUCCAUCAUCUAUUUCUCGGGAAUGCUUUUGUUGACAGUAUCAGUAUCAGUUAUUCCUUUGAACAGUCGAAAGGCAGUGUUUUUGGUAGCACUUUACGUACUGGCGAUAGGAGAAGGAGGACAAAAGCCAAUCAUUCAAACAUUUGCAGUGAAUCAAUUUGAAGAUUCUUCAUCGAUGCAAGAGAGAAUGGAUAAGAGCUCCUUCUUCAAUUGGUGGUACUUUGCAACUGUAAUUGGUCAAGUGUCUGCUCUUUCCAUUGUUAUCUAUGUCCAGGAUAACGUGGGGUGGGCAACAGGGUUCAGCAUAUUGGCAGGAGCUUCGGCGGUUGCAUUUGCUAUUUUCCUGAGCGGCAUGAACAAGUAUCGUCCACAACUGCCUCUGGGAAGUCCUUUCACUUCGCUGGCUCAGGUGGUCGUAGCGGCGGCUCGCAAGUGGCGCGUGGAUGAGACGCUCCCUGGAAGAGGUGUUUGUCAUGGAGAUACUGUCAAUGGCCAUUUGCUUUUGGAGCCUCAAUGUAUGACUUUAGCUCGGACCAAAAAAUUUAGAUUUCUGGACAAAGCAAUGAUAAUUGACGAGAUUGAUGCAUUAAGAAACACUAGAGAUCCUUGGAGGCUAUGCCCAUUAAACCAAGUGGAAGAAACGAAGCAAGUCCUUGGCUUGACCCCAAUAUGGUUAACCUGCUUGUACAAUAGUAUAAUCCUGGCUCAGCUCUCAACCUUCUUCACCAAACAAGGCAGCACAAUGGUCCGAACCAUCGGUCCCCAACACUUCACCAUCCCACCAGCAUCACUCCAAUGCAUCACUGGUUUCACCAUCAUCCUCAUAAUCCCGAUCUAUGACUUACUCCUUGUCCCUCUUGCCAGAAAAUUCAUUGGCACGCCGAUCACUGGCAUCACGAUGCUUCAAAGAAUAGGUGUAGGUUUGUUCUUAUCUCUUGUAACCAUGCUUGUGUCUGCCCUAGUAGAGAACAAAAGGGUAAGAGUAGCGAGAGAUCAUUAUGUCAUGGACGAUCCGAAGGCAAUAGUGCCAAUUAGGGUUUGGUGGCUGGUGGCUCAAUAUGUUUUUUGUGGGGUUUCUGAAGCAUUUGGGAUUGUGGGGCUACAACAUUUUUUGUAUGAUCAAUUGCCAGAGGCUAAGAGAAGCUUGGGGGCAGUGUUUUUUAUUUGUAAUGUGGGGAUUGGGAAUUUUAUUAGUAAUGGGCUUAUAUAUGUUGUAGAGGUUGCAAGCAAAGGAAGAUGGCUUGGAGAUAAUUACCUAAAUAGGUCACAUCUUGAUUUGUUCUAUUUUCUUCUUGCAGGAUUAGGGCUUUUGGAUUUAGGUCUUUUUGUUGUUGUUGCUAAGCAGUAUGUGUAUCGAAAAGCCCCCCAAAUUUCCACUAACUCGUUCUCAUGA
This is a messenger RNA of Prosopis cineraria, 1659 nucleotides long. Its product is annotated as protein NRT1/ PTR FAMILY 5.4-like. Gene Ontology annotation, biological process: transmembrane transport; oligopeptide transport. Gene Ontology annotation, molecular function: transmembrane transporter activity. The record is from RefSeq and is a predicted model, not a curated record. The coding region runs from base 76 to 1659 and encodes 527 amino acids. Lineage: Eukaryota; Viridiplantae; Streptophyta; Magnoliopsida; Fabales; Fabaceae. Gene Ontology annotation, cellular component: membrane. The transcript has 5 exons.